AAGAAAAGCGGAAGACUCGGUGCGAACCCUCCAUGGAAAGCCUAUCCACUAACGGACAUUUAAAAACCGAGGAUAUGGCGCACGGUCUGGACAUUGAUCCAGAUUCGGCCCGCUUCUCCAUGGAGGACGUCCGAGUGGAGCUCCAGUGCGCCGACCUUUGGAGGCGUUUCCAUGACAUCGGCACGGAGAUGAUCGUCACCAAAGCGGGCAGGAGGAUGUUUCCUGUGGUGAGAGUGAAGGUCACAGGCCUGGACCCUCAUCAGCAGUACUUCAUCGCCAUGGACAUCAUACCUGUGGACAACAAGAGAUACAGGUACGUGUAUCGCAGCUCUGAGUGGACGGUGGCGGGGAUGGCAGACCCCCCCGCCCCACCCGCGAGUGAGCCUGCACCCCGACGCCCGGCCCCUGGGCACACCUGGAGCACGCAGGUGAUCAGCUUCCACAAGCUCAAACUCACCAACAACCUGCUGGACCAGCAGGGCCACGUGAGUCAGCCUAUUGUCCUGCACUCCAUGCAUAAGUAUCUUCCCCGUGUGCACGUGAUCAGGAAGAGCAUGGGCAGCCAGCUCUCCCCCACAGAACCGGUUCCAACCGGACCCGGUGUCAGGUCUUUCAGCUUCCCCCAGACCGUCUUCACCACCGUCACCGCCUACCAGAACCAGCAGAUCACACGGCUAAAAAUUGACCGAAACCCAUUUGCCAAGGGUUUCCGAGACUCGGGGAGAAACAGGACGGGUUUGGAGGCGGUAAUGGAGUCAUACGCAUUCUGUAGGUCUCCGGUUCGGACGCUCAGGUUUGAGGACUCCACCAGCAUGCCGAAGCAGCGAGGCGGCAGCACAGGCUCCUCCCCCUCCCCCUCUGGCCCCGCCCCCCACCUCGCCCCUGGGGGCUAUGGCACCCGCUGCAGGGACCGCCCUCUGUGUGGUGUGGGCCAAUCAGAGUAUUCUCCCUGUGCCUGGAGCCACGACCACGCCCCUAACCACACCCCUGACCACACCCUUCCAGACUACAGCUGUCUGACGGACAGGUCCUGCGCCCGGCAACAGACCGACUCCUACCCACAGCAGAGGACUUGCUCCUCCCUGGUUCCCACGGCGAUGCAGGCACCCUGCAUGGUCGGUACCGGCGCAGGCAGCAGUGUGGACGCCCGUGGCGGGAGGCAGCUCGGGUCCUUCCCUGACUCUCAGCUGCAGUGCACGAUGCAGGCGGGGGAGGGGCCAAACCCCUGUGGCUCCGCCCCUGCGGGUCACAUGGCCAGCGCGGGUCAGUGUGCCGGCUUCCCCCUGCACGGUCACUAUGGUUACGCUUUCUCCUCCCCGCUCUCGGCCAAUGGGGUCAAGCCAGCCUCCCCUCAGGCUCCGCCCCUCACCCCAUGUCCUGCCGCAGGAUUCGCUGAGCGGCAGGACACGCCCACGCACAGGACUGGCCGCAGUACCGGCAGUGCCCAGCAGGGGGCAGACUCCUGGAAGGCGGACGUGUCUCUGGUGGUGGGCGCGCGGCUGCAGGACGAGGGCAGCGUCAGAGCGCUCGUGCUGGCCGUGCAGCUGCCCGCGCGCAGGCUGUUCACCGUCAUCACGUGGGAGGACACGCUCGAAAAGAUCCACGAGCUGGGAAACCCAAAAGCCAAGAAGCCCAAGGAUGUCCCCAUGUUUCAUGAAGUUAUGGAGUCCGCAAAGGCGGUCCUGGACGAGGGGGAGGAGCUUCCCGCCCAUCUCCUGGGGAAAGUGGUGAAGUUCCAACUCCUGGUUGCCAAGGGCAACCACCUCCAGAGGAGGACCAUGGCAGGAGAGGAGAAGGUGAAGGGGAAGGCCAGGGCCGGCUCUUCCUCCAAGGAGAAGGGAGGGGCUGCCGCUAAGGCUGCUGGGAAGGCGGAGAAGGGGAAGAAGGCGUCCGAGCCGCCGCCCCCGGCCAAGGAGACCACACUGAAACGCCGAGGGGAGAGGGAGGAGACCAGCACACCCAUCGAUGAUGAGCCAGCUGAUGGGCCCCAGCUCUAUGUGCUGAUGGUGGGGUUCCUGCAGCCCCAGCUGGUGGCCGUGCUGGAUCUGCUGGGUGUGCGAGUGUCCAACAUCAUCCAGGUCUCAUCCCCUCACCCCAGCAUCCCGCCGGGGCCGCCCCAACAUCAGCCCCAACACGAGCCCCAACAUCAGCCCCAACACGAGCCCCAACAUCCGCCCCAACACGCCCCUGAGCUGGGGACCAGCCCCACCCCCCAGGACACAG
Molecule: messenger RNA, 2223 nt
Organism: Conger conger (European conger)
Lineage: Eukaryota; Metazoa; Chordata; Actinopteri; Anguilliformes; Congridae
Product: T-box transcription factor TBX15-like
Exons: 13
Biological process (GO): positive regulation of DNA-templated transcription; regulation of transcription by RNA polymerase II; cell fate specification
Cellular component (GO): nucleus
Molecular function (GO): DNA-binding transcription factor activity, RNA polymerase II-specific; RNA polymerase II cis-regulatory region sequence-specific DNA binding
Source: RefSeq, a predicted model, not a curated record